Molecule: messenger RNA, 1644 nt
Organism: Talaromyces amestolkiae
Lineage: Eukaryota; Fungi; Ascomycota; Eurotiomycetes; Eurotiales; Trichocomaceae
Exons: 5
Coding region: 1-1644 (547 amino acids)
Biological process (GO): transmembrane transport
Molecular function (GO): transmembrane transporter activity
Source: RefSeq, a predicted model, not a curated record
AUGGCGCUCGAUACAAACGCCCCUUGUGCCUCGGCGACGCUAAGCCCUCCUACAGAAUCUGACGUAGAAAAAAGCCCCAACCAUGAGAUGCAGCAGGACGCCGAACAGUUGGCUACAAAUUCAGAGGUUGACGAGUCGCAGGAUACGGGAGCGUAUCUGCAUGGAAUGAGGCUUUGGCUGGUUGUGUCUCUCAUCUCAACCGUCUACUUCCUGACCCAAGUCGAAAUCACAAUUGUCACGACUUCCCUGGUAAGCAUCACCAAUGAUGUUGGCGGCUUCGACAAGGCGGGCUGGAUCAUGUCCGCCUAUUUGUUGGGGUUUGUCAGCCGUAAACCGGUCUUCAUGUUCUGCAUCCUCCUCUUCACAGUGUUUUCUGGAGGAUGUGCUGCCGCAAAGACUCUCGAACAGCUCAUUAUUCUUCGCGCAUUCCAGGGCGUUGGCGGCGGCGGUAGCUACGCCGUUGGCAGUAUCAUGCUCCUCCAGAUUGUCCCCGCAAAUCAAAUCACCCGAUUCGCAUCCUAUACAGGCGUCGCUUUUAUCCUCGCAACAGUACUUGGGCCGGUAAUUGGCGGUGUCAUCUCCCAGAAUACCACUUGGCGCUGGGUCUUUCUCUUUAACGUGCCUGUCGGCGCUUUUGGGUUAGCUCUCGCGUUUCUAGGCAUUCCAAAUGGUUAUCCCCACCAUGCAAGCAGCGCAGAUAAACAGCCAAAGGUUACUUUGUCCACAGUCACCGCGCGACUUGACUUUUUCGGUUGUGGCUUGUUGCUCUGUGCCACGCUUGCUUUUACAUCGGCCUUUCAAGAAGUGAACACAGAGUAUUCCUGGGAUUCGGCUUACUUUAUUGUCUUACUUAUUGUUUCCGUUCUCCUAGCUGUCUUUCUCCUAAUAUGGGAGCGAUAUUUGACUUUGCGGCAAGGCCAACGAGAGCCUGUACUACCGUGGCGAUUUAUUGUUCGCCGCGAGAUGCUCGGUGCCAUGGUAGGCCUUUUCCUCGUUGGAGGAGGCAUGGCUGUCACCACGUUUCAACUGCCACAACGAUUUCAACUCGUCAACGGACAGCACCCCGUGGACGCGGGUGUACGUAUUCUGCCAUUUGGUCUCUGCGCAUCAGUCGGUGGCAUGGUAAUCGGUCAGAUCUUUGGCAAGUUCAAAGUCCCUCUGGUGUAUGCGUGCAUCAUUGGAGCACUGCUCCAAGUGCUUGGCUACACGCUGCUUGGCACCGUCGAGGCAUCAGCUACGAUUCCAGCCAAGCAGUAUGGAUUUGAGGUGAUUGCCGGCUUUGGGGCUGGUAUCAGCUACCUCUCUCUUUUUGCUGCAGUACCAUUUGCUGCAGAAAAACGUGAUCUUGCAAUUGGUCUUGGAGCCACGCACCAGUUCCGCGCAAUGGGAGGCGCCGUAAUGAUAGCCAUUGUCACAUCCAUCUUCAACGGCCAUGUGGUGCCUGGGCUACAGCGGCUCGGCUUGACCGAUUUUAGCAAUUCUGCCACUGCUCAUGGCCAGCCUACUUCCGACCUCGGGCAGGAUGCAAGGGAAAUUCUUUCUCAAGGCUACAAUGAUCAAAUGUUCUUCCUCACUGCAAUCUCUGUAGCUCAAGCGGUACCGGUAUUGCUCAUGUGGAGGAAAAACCAGAUCCUACCAGCCUAA